Molecule: messenger RNA, 5823 nt
Organism: Kuraishia capsulata CBS 1993
Lineage: Eukaryota; Fungi; Ascomycota; Pichiomycetes; Pichiales; Pichiaceae
Exons: 1
Coding region: 1-5823 (1940 amino acids)
Molecular function (GO): nucleic acid binding; ATP binding; ATP hydrolysis activity
Source: RefSeq, a predicted model, not a curated record
AUGGCAAAUUACUCAGUUUCAUCUACAAAGUCCUACAUGCAGGCUAUGCAGCCGAUGGCUGAAAUUCUCAGCCAAGUUGAUAUAGCAGAUGAUGAGAGUUCUUUUCUGAGGAUUCCAGAUCUUCAGGAUGAGACCAUACGAACAGGAAUUUCCAAGCAGCUGGAAUCCUUGCUUUCAACGUUUGAAAGUGCCAUGGUGACCGACUUAGACGAGGUUUUGAGUGAGUCUGAUUCAAGUGGCGAGGAGGUACUGGAAGAACUUGAGGCAGAGUGUGAAAGGGUGACAGAUGUGCCCAUGACUCCAGAACAAAUAUACCAAACGGUGAUAGAAUCACUUCAAACUUACAGUUCUGAUGAUGAGCUUCAGUCCAAUCUUUUUGACCUUAUGGGGGCUGAAGGGUUUGACUUGAUUUCGAGUGUUCUCCAGAAGAAGAAGAGCAUUCUUGAUGCCCUCCAUGGCGCGGGGAAACCAGCUUCGCAUCCGAGACUUUUAACCGAAGAGGAAAGAGAAAUUCAACUUUUAGAACAAUCGCAGAAGUCUAGAAACCAGCGACUGGAAAGGCAGACUAGAAAUGUUGAAUACCAACAUGUGUACAGGGCCCACGAAGCUGGAAACACCCUCUCUUUCACGGGCAAGAAGUACACUCUGCCGGCUGGAACCACCAGAGAGAGUUACGAGAAGUAUGAAGAGCUGAUUAUUCCUUACCCAGAUACUCCACCUCCAAUGACGAACGAGAAACUGAUCCGUGUCGCUGAUCUCAACUUCCUCUGUCAGGGAACGUUCAAGGGCUAUAAAACCUUGAACAGAAUGCAAUCUCUGAUAUACGAUGUUGCCUACAAUACCAACGAGAAUAUGCUGGUUUGUGCGCCUACGGGUGCCGGUAAAACGGACGUUGCUCUUCUCACUGUUCUCCAUACCAUCUCUCAGUUCUGCAGUGAAACUUUAUCAGAAAAUGGAGGUGUUGACAUAGACAUUGACUAUAGCGAUUUCAAGAUUAUUUAUGUGGCGCCUUUGAAGGCACUUGCUGCAGAGAUUGUGGAAAAGUUUUCAAAGAAACUUGGUUGGCUAGGUAUACAGGUCAGAGAGCUGACUGGUGAUAUGCAGUUGACCAAAGCUGAAAUCAUCCAGACUCAGGUCAUUGUAACCACGCCUGAAAAAUGGGAUGUGGUUACCAGAAAGUCAACUGGUGACAGCGAGUUGUCUGAAAAGGCACGUUUGCUGAUCAUCGAUGAAGUUCAUUUACUUCAUGAGGAACGUGGUUCCGUCAUAGAAACACUUGUCGCCAGGACACUGAGGCAGGUUGAGAGCACACAAUCGAUGAUUAGAGUCGUUGGACUUUCAGCCACUCUGCCGAACUUUGUGGAUGUGGCAGACUUUCUGGGGGUCAACAGACAGAUCGGAAUGUUUUACUUCGACCAGUCCUUUCGCCCAGUUCCUCUCCAACAACAAUUGUUGGGAGUGCGUGGAAAGGCUGGAAGCAAGCAGGCCAGGGAAAAUAUUGAUGAUGUUUCUUACAAGAAGCUGAUAGAGAGUUUGGACGAAGGUCACCAAGUGAUGGUGUUUGUACAUUCCAGAAAAGACACUGCAAACACUGCAAAGACGUACAUUCGCAAGGCACAGGAAACUGGUGAUUUGGGGUUGUUCGAUUGCACUGAGUCCCCAGCUUAUGACAAAUUCAGCAGAGAAAUGAACAAAAACAGAGGCAAAGAUGUGCGUGAUCUGUUCCCCCACGGAUUUGGUGUACACCAUGCUGGUAUGCUCAGAAGUGACAGGCAUUUGGUGGAGAAGAUGUUCACUGAAGGUGCAAUCAAAGUUUUAUGUUGUACUGCAACUUUGGCCUGGGGUGUGAACUUGCCUGCCGCCGUGGUUAUUGUGAAGGGAACUCAGAUCUACGAUGCCAAAAAGGGUGGAUUCGUUGACUUGGGAAUUUCUGAUGUGAUUCAAAUCUUUGGACGUGCCGGUAGACCACAAUUUGAGAAGUUUGGUACGGGUAUUCUUUGCACCAGUUCUGACAGACUUGAUCAUUACAUCAACCUGAUAACGCAGCAGCAUCCAAUUGAGUCUCAAUUGGCCGCAAAACUGGUGGACAAUCUCAAUGCGGAGAUUUCGCUGGGAACCGUCACUAAUGUUGAGGAAGGUGUUCAAUGGCUGGGAUAUACUUAUAUGAACGUUCGGAUGAGGCAGAAUCCGUUUUCUUAUGGUGUUGACUGGCAGGAGCUUGCAGAGGAUCCUCUCUUGGUCCAAAGGCGUCGCACACUUAUCAUUGAAGCAGCCCAGAAACUCCAUAAACUUCAAAUGAUCAUUUUCGAUGACAGAUCAGGAUCGUUUGCAGCGAAAGAUUUGGGCAGAAUUGCAUCUGACUUCUACCUUCUUAAUGAGUCUGUGGAGAUCUUCAACCAAAUGAUGAAUCCUCUCGCUACCGAAGCAGAUGUUCUGUCAAUGAUCAGUUUGAGUAGCGAGUUUGACAACGUGAGAUUUCGCGAGGAGGAAUCCGUUGAGUUGAAGAAGUUGUUGGAGGAGUCCACUCAGUGUGAAAUUGCCGGAGAUAUUGAAUCUGCACAAGGAAAAACAAACAUUUUACUUCAGUCGUUUAUCUCGCAGGCACUGAUCAAGGAUUCUGCAUUGAUAUCCGAUUCCAACUAUGUGGCUCAAAACUCAGCAAGAAUUUGCCGUGCUCUCUUUUUGAUUGGUAUUAGUAGAAGAUGGGGUAUCUUCUCAGAAGCUUUACUGGCAAUCUGCAAGUCGAUUGACAAAAGGAUCUGGGCGUUCUCUCACCCAAUGAGACAGUUCGAUUUACCUGCAAUUGUCAUGAGAAAUAUUGAGGCUAAGAAACCAUCAAUGGAGACUCUCCGUGAUAUGAGCUCCUCCGAGCUUGGUGAUCUUGUGCAUAACCAAAGAAUGGGAUCAGUUCUGUACAAGCUAGUUGGUCGUUUUCCAACUUUAUUGAUCGAAGGAGACAUAUUCCCUAUAACCAAGUCAGUAAUGCGACUUCAUAUCACUCUUGAGGCUGAUUUUGUUUGGGAUGAUAAGUACCAUGGAAAGGCCCAGUUUUUCUGGAUCUUAGUGGAAGAGUCUGAUAAGUCUCAAAUCCUCCACGUUGAGAAGUUCAUACUGAACAAAAAGCAGCUACGCCAAGCUCAUGAGUUUGACGUCAUGAUUCCUCUUUCUGAUCCUGCACCUCCCCAGGUGAUUGUGAAGUGUUUGUCGGACUCUUGGAUUGGGUCCAUAACGACGCAUUCGAUUUCCUUCCAGCAUUUGAUCCAGCCUCACAAUGAGACAGUCCAAACGAAACUUCUGAAGCUUCAGCCUUUGCCUAUAACUGCCUUGCAUGACAAACAGGUGGAGAACAUAUACGCUUCAAAAUUCCACUACUUCAAUCCGAUGCAGACCAUGACGUUCCAUGCCAUGUACAACUCGAAUUCGAGUGUUUUUGUGGGGUCACCAACAGGUUCUGGAAAGACUGUUGUGGCAGAACUGGCGAUAUGGCAAGCCUUCAAAGAAAAGCCUGGAUCGAAGGUGGUCUACAUUGCUCCAAUGAAGGCUCUGGUCAGAGAACGUGUUGAUGAUUGGCGUGCUCGCAUAUCGAGGAACUCCUCCCACAAAGUGGUUGAGCUGACAGGUGAUUCUUUACCUGAAGCGAGAGAGGUCAGAGAAGCAGAUAUCAUUAUCACCACGCCUGAAAAGUUUGAUGGUAUCUCACGUAAUUGGCAGUCGAGAAAGUUUGUUCAGCAGGUCUCUUUGGUGAUCAUGGAUGAGAUUCAUUUGCUAGCCAGUGAUCGUGGGCCCAUUUUGGAGAUCAUUGUGAGUCGUCUGAACUAUAUUUCUUCUUUUACGAAGAAGCCAGUAAGACUUUUGGGAAUGUCCACUGCUGUCUCCAAUGCGAUUGAUAUGGCUGGUUGGCUUGGUGUUAAAGAAGGGCUUUUCAACUUCCCACCAUCAGUGAGACCAGUUCCUUUGCAGAUGUAUAUCGAUGGAUUCCCAGACAAUCUUGCAUUUUGUCCUUUGAUGAAGACUAUGAAUAAACCUGCGUUUAUGGCUAUCAAACAGCAUUCCCCAACAAAGCCUGUACUGAUUUUUGUUGCAUCUCGUCGUCAAACCAGACUGACUGCUCUUGACUUGAUUCAUUUGUGUGGAAUGGAAGAAGACAAUCCUCGUAGAUUCUUGAGGAUGGAUGAAAAUCAACUUGCAGAGACCAUUGCCAAGGUUAAAGACGAUACCCUGAAGCUGUCCUUGCAAUUCGGUAUUGGUUUGCAUCAUGCUGGUUUGGUGGAGUCGGAUAGACAGAUAUCUCAUAAGUUGUUUGAGUCUGGUAAGAUCCAGGUUUUGGUAGCAACAUCCACAUUGGCUUGGGGUGUGAAUCUUCCAGCUUACUUGGUGAUUAUUAAAGGAACCCAGUUUUUCGAUGCGAAGAUUGAGGCCUAUAGAGACAUGGAUUUGACUGACAUUCUGCAAAUGAUGGGACGUGCUGGUAGACCUGCAUUUGACACUAGUGGUGUGGCUAUUGUCUACACCAAAGAGUCAAAGAAGACCUUUUACAAGCAUUUUCUGAAUGUGGGGUUCCCUGUGGAAUCAUCGUUGCACAAGGUAUUGGAUAACCAUUUGGGUGCUGAGAUUUCAUCGGGGACUAUCAAAUCCAAACAUGAUGCAGUGAACUUUUUGACUUGGACAUUCCUUUAUCGUCGGGCCCACAAUAACCCGACCUACUAUGGAAUUGAAGAUACAAGCACAGAGGGAGUCAGCAGGUUUUUGACUGACCUGAUUGAUACUACUAUCAACAAUCUUGUGGAGUCUCGUUGUUUAGUAGUAUCUGGGGAUGUGCUUGGUCCUACGCCGUUCCUGAAGAUAUCCUCUUACUACUAUCUCUCUCACAAAACUAUCGGAAUGUUCUUGAAGCAUGUUAAGGUUGAUUCCUCUUUUAGAGACUGUUUGAAGCUCUUGUGUUUGGCUACAGAAUACGAUGAACUUCCAACUCGUCACGGUGAGGAGCUGAUCAACAUGGAGAUGUCUGAGCAGAUGAGAUAUCCAGCAGAUGAUCUCAACUGUGAUUUCAUUUGGGAUCCUCACAUCAAGGCCUACUUGUUGCUACAAGCCUUCAUGACUCGCGUUGAGUUACCCAUUGCAGAUUAUUCACAAGAUACUGUCUCUGUUCUGGAUCAGAGUUUACGUAUACUGCAAGCUUUCAUAGACGCUGGUUCUGAGCUCGGCUAUCUUCCUACAGUUUUGACUUUGAUCAAGCUUAUGCAGUGCAUCAAACAAGCAUGCUGGUUUGAUUAUGACUCUGUUUAUGCGUUGCCAGGUUUGACACCGAUGGAGAUAUCUGGUUCCGACAAUAAGAAUGGAGAGGACUUGCAUCUUACUAAAUUCGAUGGUGAUAUUACAUUGAAGCAGAUCGGCUCCAUGGACGAAAAUGCCAUCUACUCCCUGGCGGAUAGACUUUCUGUUCCUGGUCGUCAAAAGAGGGAAUUUGUCAGGAUCGCCUCCAGACUUCCUACAGGUACCAUCAAAGUAUAUCAGGAUGAUUCUGAUCUCUUGAAGGUUCAACUAGACCACGAGAAUGCCCCUUUGAACCCUGAGUUCAAGGUAUACUGUCCAAAGUUCUCGAAGCCUCAGAGAGAAACUUGGUUCGUUGUUCUUUGUGAUAUUUCCACCAACGAAUUGUUUGCCAUCAAACGUGCUUCGCCUCGUUUCAUGGACAGAAACCAUUCUGCAGUUGCUUGUGAAGUUACCAUUCCCGACUCUCUCAAGGGUAGAACUCUCGAUCUACUGUGUCUGAGUGACUUCAUGAAUAUGGACUAUUCGUCAACAGUUACUUUGAAAAGUUAG